This is a messenger RNA of Aplosporella prunicola CBS 121167, 370 nucleotides long. RefSeq lists its product as uncharacterized. The record is from RefSeq and is a predicted model, not a curated record. The coding region runs from base 137 to 322 and encodes 61 amino acids. The transcript has a single exon. Lineage: Eukaryota; Fungi; Ascomycota; Dothideomycetes; Botryosphaeriales; Aplosporellaceae.
GAUUCAAUGGACAGCACGCCGAUUUCCAACAUGGGAAGCACUGGCUGAGGUUAUUUGCGGACGAAUACGGUCCAUCGCCCUUUCUCCAACACUGAGGCCUUGAGCGCGGACCGAAGAGGUGGUGAUGAAUACGGACAUGGCGACAUUUGGAAAACGGCAAGAUGCGAGAGAGGAGCGCGAUGAAAGCCAGCCCGAGCAAUCAAGGUUGCGCAGCCAAAACAGACGAUGCCACAAGCAUGGGCGUGGGAGGUUUGCGGAUGGAGUUGAUGAUGUCGCGGUUGGCGGAUGGCGUGGAUCAGCUAUUUUUAACCUUAGAUCAUGACUAAGCUUUCGUCUCGGCCAGACCCGCGCCAAUUUAAAGCGGCGAAAG